This is a messenger RNA of Fimicolochytrium jonesii, 3746 nucleotides long. RefSeq lists its product as uncharacterized. The transcript is spliced from 10 exons. Gene Ontology annotation, biological process: phosphorelay signal transduction system. Bases 250 to 3690 code for a protein of 1146 amino acids. The record is from RefSeq and is a predicted model, not a curated record. Gene Ontology annotation, molecular function: phosphorelay sensor kinase activity. Lineage: Eukaryota; Fungi; Chytridiomycota; Chytridiomycetes; Spizellomycetales; Powellomycetaceae.
GUCUAACAUCAUUCCUUCAAUAGCUACGCUUACAGAUGGUACUUCGACUCUGGUGUCCUUGUGGACCAGGCAUCUUACCAGCGGUUCAGCGAUGCCAGAAUAGAAGACAAAUCGCUGGUGCCAUGGGUCGGCUACGCUCUUUACGUCAAAGAUCCCGAGAGAGCAGCUUGGGAGACAGCACAUAACAGCACGAUUUCACAAUUCCGCUCGAACGAUGACAUAUCGCAGGCCAUUUACAGUAACUCGAACAUGCCUGUCCGGGCCCGAGAUGCCGUUGAUUCCUAUUUCCCAGUGCAAUUCGUGCCAACGGGGAAUGACUCGUUGAUCGGUCUCGACGUAGGAAGUGGGCAGUCACUUCAGCAAACAAUCUUUCAAGCGACAUACAGCAAGUCCUUGAGCGUCAGUCCUCAGAUCAUUGUCAACCUACCAUCUGGAACAAGCCAAGCAUACCAAUAUGCACUUCCGUGGCCCGGUUUAAACAGCGGUUUAAACAAUAGCCGUGAAAUAAUCGAAGGGGUAUUCUUUGGGCUUAUAGUUGUCCAGCCGCUCAUUGACGACGUCGUUGAGGCAACGACGAGAAAUGUCAGCGUGGCGAUCCGAAUCUUGGACGCCACUGACAGGAACAAUGUCAUCUACACGUAUCCAAGCGGCAAUACAGCGAACGACAACACCGUCGGGUACUACAACAUUGCUUUUGCGGAUCGAAGAUGGAUCCUGCAGUGCUCAGGACGUGCUCCGGUUCUUCCGGGCCCAUAUCUAGCGUUUGUGUUCUCAAUGCUCUUCUUCUUAACCUCAGCCCUCCUGACGCGUUGUUGCAUGAAGAAAUGUGCCAUGAGGCGCGACAAUGGGAUGUUAAUCGAGAACCCUAGAAUGAGCGAGCGGCAGAUUGAUUGGAUGCGAUCCAAUGCAUUCUCCAUCUUGAAUGCCAUUCGCGACCCACUAUUCAUCAUCGACAAAGAAGGCUAUAUCAUCGACUCCAAUGAUGAUGCCUACGUUUUGACCAAGUACGGAACUGAAGACCUCAUAUUCGGCAUGCACAUAUCCAAGGUGUUUCCGGGGAUCCUGGCUAUCAAAGCCAAGGAGAUCAAGAAGGAGAAAGCUCAACAACCGAAGCUGUCCCAUCCUCCCGGGCCUUGGGCAAGCAGUUACGCCCUGGAAAAUGGGGCGCAUCACUCCGGAGGCGCAUCAACACCUGAAAUGCAGCAACACGGGGUCCCGCCCCAUAAUCAUAGCGCGGAUAGCGUGGUGGUUGAGAUUGACAAAACGUAUCUGGAAAUUCCGGGUAUAACGCAGGGGGAGCGUGAACGUCCGGCUGCUGUCGACAAAUCAACCGCGGAGCUGAUGCCGCCUGGAGUCGCCGAAGCCAUUCUGCGAACAAAAGAUGGAAGGGAACUCUACGUCGAGGCGAACUUCUCGCCCAUCAUCGAUUGCCAGGACGGACGAGAGAAGAUCCAAAUCAUUAUGUUCCGUGAUAUCACCUCGUGGAGAAACCAAGUACGAGAUGCAGUGGAAGCUAAGGAAGCUGCAGAGCUAGCACGGAACGAAAACACGGACUACUUGUCGUUUGCCACCCAUGAGUUGAGAAAUCCUUUGCACGUCAUCGUCGGCCUUAAUGGCAUUCUGAUGCAGUCGCUGUCGCAGACACUCAAGGGGCUAGACCUUGAUUCAAGUGGUUCCAAGGAUAGCAGCUCCAGAGAUCUCACCAGAAGUUUAUCGGUUGCUUCACCUCAAGCACUGUCACCUCAGGCGUUGUCCCCCGCGCUUCCCCCGACUUCGCCCGGCAUUACUAGGCCCUUGUCACCUGGACUGAUCGGCCAGCCUGGUGGUAUUUCUUCGCAUAGUGCCAACACAUCGCACAGCGAGGCCUUAGACCAUCUAGCAUCUAUAUCGGACGCUACUCGCGUGAUGCGAUCUAUCCUGAACGAUACUCGCAUGUUGUCGAAGGUCGAAUCCGGAACAAUAGAGUUCCAGAAAACCGCGUUCGACCUGAAAGACUUGCUUCAGCGAAUCUACAAGUCGCAGAUGGUCUAUUGUGAGACAUACAAAGCACAAAAAUUCGCUUUGGAUGCAGAAAAUUCUGCAACGGAAACAGUCAAGAACGUCUCGAUACAAUUGGAGCUGAAAGGCCUCGAGGAAGAGGCGCGAAUCGGGUCAUCGGAGAACAUUGCCGGGCUUAGCUCCACUGACAACGCAACAGACACUACCUCGUUGAAGGGCUGGUUCCCUACCAACAUCAAGGCAGAUCCAGCGCGCCUGGCCCAGGUUUUGACUAGCCUCAUCAACAACGCUUUCGAACACACCGAAAAGGGGUCCGUCACUCUCCGUGUUAUUGUCGAAAAUGUCCGGCAGGUAGGUGAAGGACCUCGCAGUCCGGCCUCCGUUUCCAGGAAGUCGCGGAGUAGGUUGGAUAUGAAUCGACCGCGCGCUCAAGUCCUGGUGCGUUUCGAAGUCGAAGACACUGGGCGUGGAAUGCCUCGUAGCGAGAUGCCUAAGCUUUUCAAGUCGUAUGCUCAUGGCUCCGUCGAUCGCACAUUGGGUUCGCGAAGCAUUUCCCUCAAUGUGGCCUAUGCAAUGCUUGCGCUCAUGGGGGCUGAGCUUCAGGCCUUCUCAACGGUCGGACAAGGGACAACGAUCUGGUUCUCACUGUGGUUCGACGUUGCCGAACAGUCCUUACCCAGGACUGGUUCUUACGAGGAUAUGGAGGAUCCAGACUCAGCCCUGAAGCCGAUUGGUGUCGUCAACCCGAAUAUGGGCAUCCGCGAGGCGCGGAGGGAGAUAUCCAUACCACAAGAAAAGGAAAAGCUCGCAGUCGAUGACUUCGAUGGUGCUGAGACCUUGCCGGGUCCGGUCCUUCGCACGACAGAACCUCCGAGCAUUGGAGUGACCACAGGCCCUACCAACCAGUUCGAAAGCAUCACAGGUGGAUCAGCUCCCGGCAAUAAGGAAGCGAAACCCCAACCACGUAAAGGACUGGAACAAAGAGCCCAGACCUCGAUCCGGCGAAGCCGCAGCGGUGCAGAUGAACCAAGUUCGAAAGAAGUAUUGCUACGAUCGAACACGACAAUCGGAACUGCAGUGACCAAACAGCCGAGCGAAGAGCCUCAGGAACAGGAAAAGGGCAACGAUGCUCCGAAGGGAGAGUCAUCCAAACUGCCCGCUCGAAAGUCUACCUCCGCCUCGAAAACCGCAAAGAAGCCGAAGACUGCUGCCCGCCGCCUGGGGACUCAUCCUUCUAAGGACAGGGCUAUUCGUGUGCUUGUGGUGGAGGACAACGAAGUCUUGCUCAAGAUUGCUGGAACAACCCUCGCCCGUGCCGGAUUUGAGGUGCAGCAGGCUGUCAAUGGUGAACAAGCCAUAAACAAAGUCCUCGAGCUGGGCGACAAGUACUUUGAUGUGGUGCUGAUGGAUUUGCUUAUGCCUGUAAUGGACGGUUUCCAAGCUACAGAGGAGAUCCGUCGCCGUGGGUGGACCAUGCCUGUGAUUGCAUUGACAGCGAAGACUCUGGAAUCGGACCGAUUGAGAUGCUUCAAGAUCGGGUUCAACUACUUCAUGACCAAGCCGUUCCAGCUAGGUGACAUCGCGACUGUCAUUCGAUUUAUGGUUGGAGCGGAGGCAGAGCAACAAGCUCAAACCCCGGGUGAAGGCCCGGUGCAGCCCACUUAUGGUGGUCCAUGGUCGAAAUUCGCUUGAGGACAAAAGUAGGCAUGGCGCAGGCAUUUUGAGGGCGUUUUGAGGUGGGCUUUCAU